Eimeria necatrix is the source of this 1260-nucleotide messenger RNA. RefSeq lists its product as hypothetical. The transcript has a single exon. The record is from RefSeq and is a predicted model, not a curated record. Lineage: Eukaryota; Apicomplexa; Conoidasida; Eucoccidiorida; Eimeriidae. The coding region runs from base 1 to 1260 and encodes 419 amino acids.
AUGAGGACUCCGGCGCUGAAGGUUGGCGGCGUUCUCGCCGCCCUGUGCGCGUUCUCGCUGCUGCUGCCGGCCGCAGCAGCAGCAGCAGCAGCAGCAGCAGCAGCGGAGCAGCAGCUGCUGGAGGCGGCGCCGGCGGAGGCGCGGCCGCGGGCAGCAGCGGCGAGCCGAGCAGCAGCAGCAGCAGCAGCAGCAGCAGCAGCGCUGGAGGCGCCAGUGCCGCUGUCGGGGGGCCGGGAGCAGGUGUCUGUACAGCUGGAGGGAGCAGCAGCAGCAGCAGCAGACGCGGAGUUCCAAAAAGUGGCCGAAGAAUUAAUUAAAAGGAUUUUUCCGAGUCCAGGAAGUGGUUUUUUGUGGGGUUUGCGGGGUGUACGUACAGCAGCAGCAGGGCUGCUGGGGCUUGCUGCUGUGCUGCUGCUGCACUUCUUUGCUGCUGCGGGGCCUUUGCUGCUGCAUGCGAAGGAGGAGGGCAGCAGCUUGAGCCUCAAGGGGGUGGGGUUGGUGGUUUCUUUGGUGCUGCUGCUGAGCGGCGCAGCAGAAGCUGCUGCUGCUGCUGCUGCAGCAGCGGGAGCAGCAGCAGCAGACGGCCCGCAGCUGCUGCAGCUGCCCGGGCUGCUGACGCGGGGCCGCCGCCGCGCUGCAGCAGGAGCGGGGCUGCUGCUGCUGUCCUCGCUGCUGCUGCUGCUGACCUGGCUGGCGGGGCUUCCUGCUGCAGCAGCAGCAGCAGGACAGGUGGGCCUCGUGGCCGGGGCCACUCUUGCUGCUCUCGGAGUGCUGCUGCUGCUGCAUGCAGCUUUUAGUACUUUCAAACUCUCCAAGAAGCUCUUCGAGCUGCCGCAGCAGCAGCAGCAGCAGCACCUGCCGCAGCAAGCAGCAGCAGUGGACGCGCAGCUGCUGAGCCAGCUGCUGGAGCACUUCUCCGAGGAGGAGCCCGCGGACGCAGCAGCAGCAGCAGCAGCAGCAGCAGACGCAGCAGCAGCAGCAGCAGCAGCCAAACAGACCGUGCAGCACGCGCUGCGCCUCCUAGCAGCAGGAGCAGCACUCAGCAGCGAGCAGCAAACUGGACUUGCAGAAGCAAUUACGAAGCAGCUGCUGGAAGCAGAAGACGGACUCCCGCUGCUGCUGGACAGCGAAAACGUGCGGCCCCUCGCGCAGCAGCUGCAGCAGCAGCAGCAGCAGCAGCAGCAGCAGCAGCAGCAGCAGCAGCAGGCGGGGGCCGGGGGGGGGCGCGGGCCGGAGGGAGGCGAGCGAGCUCGGCCGUGA